AAAUGUUCAAAGUCAGAGCUGUCAGACAACAAGCAGGACGGGGGACGACAAUAUUUCAUUCCCAUCUGUCAACCGAUUGCAGUGGCCAAAAUGUUCGAGGAGGCGAGUGAAGUGUUCGAUAAUAUGUUCAAAUCUUCCUUUCCCCUCACCUUCAUCGUCUUUAUCCCGGCGGUGCUCAUCCUGGUGUCACCGCUCCCGGCCGAAGCAGCACAUGAGUUCACUGUGUAUCGCAUGCAGCAGUACGACCUGCAGGGACAGCCCUACGGUACCAGAAAUGCCAUCCUGAACACCGAAGCUCGUACUGUGGAGGCGGAGGUGCUAAGUCGCCGCUGUGUCAUCAUGCGGCUGGUGGACUUCUCCUAUGACAAGUAUCAGAAAGCCUUGCGCCAAUCGGCGGGGGCUGUGGUCAUCAUCCUCCCCCAAAAUAUGUCCACUAUGCCCCAGGACAUAGUGCAGCAAUUCAUGGAGCUGGAGCCGGAGAUGUUAUCCACAGAGACCAUCGUCCCGGUCUACUUUGCCAUGGAGGAUGACGAACUGCUGUCCAUUUACACCCAAACCCUCACGUCCUCCUCCUCCCAGGGAGCCUUAUCGGCAGCUGAAGUAUUGCUGCAUACCGCCACUGCCAAUGGCUUCCAAAUGGUCACUAGUGGUGCUCAGAGCAAAGCAAUGAGUGACUGGGCCAUCACCAGUCUGGAGGGCCGCCUGACUGGUGUCGGUGGAGAGGACCCACCCACAAUCGUGGUGGUGGCUCAUUACGACUCCUUUGGAGUAGCUCCGUGGCUGUCGUAUGGCGCCGAUUCAAAUGCAAGCGGAGUGUCUAUGUUACUGGAGCUGGCCCGUCUCUUCUCCAAACUCUACACCUACAAGAGGACACAUGCUGGAUACAACCUGCUGUUCUUUGUAUCUGGUGGAGGAAAGUUCAACUACCAAGGCACCAAACGCUGGCUCGAAGACAAUCUGGACCACACAGAUUCCAGUCUUCUACAGGACAACGUGGCCUUCGUGUUGUGUCUUGACACUUUGGGAAAUGGAGAUGCUCUGCACCUACAUGUGUCCAAACCUCCCAAAGAGGGAACGCCUCAGUAUGCUUUGCUCAAGGAGCUGGAGACUGUGGCGGCCAGCCAGUACCCAGGGAUGAAGUUCUCCAUGGUCCACAAGAAAAUCAACCUGGCCGACGACAUGCUGGCGUGGGAGCACGAGCGCUUCGGGAUCCGCCGCCUGCCGGCCUUCACGCUCUCGCACCUGCCCUCGCACCGCCUGGCCCAGCGCUCCAGCAUCAUGGACGUGCGGUCAGUGUCCCCCUUCCCUCGCUACGGAGCAGGAGAGCCCCCUGCUGGGCCACAUGUAGACAUUGAGAAGCUGAGCAGGAACACAAAGGUCGUAGCAGAGGCUCUGGCCCGUGUCGUGUACAACCUCACAGAAAAGGAAGCCCCCAGCGACCUGCACAUCUUCACUGAACAAAUGCAGGUACAAGAGGAGCACCUGUCCGCCACGGUGGACUGGCUCACAGCACAGCCGCGGGCCGCCCAGCUGGUGGACAAGGACAGCAGUGUGGUGUCCACCCUGGAGUACCAGCUGGGACGCUACCUCAAGGAUGUGAAGAAACACUACGUCAAAGCAGACAAGAGAGAUCCAGAGUUUGUGUUCUACGAUCAGCUGAAGCAGACCAUGAAUGCUUACAGAGUCAAGCCCGCCAUCUUUGACCUGCUGCUGGCCAUCUGCAUCGCUGCCUACCUGGGCGCCAUGUAUCUGGCCAUCCAGAACUUUGGAGUAUUAUACAGCGUGGCGCGGAGAGUAACCCAGUCCAAAGUGAAGGCCCACUAAAGUCGACGACGACACCCUCAAACCCCACAAACUUUUCCGUUUAUUAUUUUUGACACACUCUCAGGGUGCUUUUCAAAGCUGCCCCAAUCAUUCCCAUCAUCCUCUGCUACACACCUAUGAUGUCACUUCCUGUCCUUGCUGCCAACUUGAAAUCUGCACGCUGUUGCAAGUGGUUUGACACUCCCCCCACCUCCACCCUCGUCUUCACCAACGCACUGUUGUCCCUGGCAGCUAGAGGGAUGCAAAUGUGUCUUCCUGUACAAGGACUUUUUUUAUUUGGAAUCUCUUGAACCAAACCGCAAUCUUUUGAGUGAAACUACCUUGAAUCGGUUGGAUGUUUUGAAGUCAUCCACCACAUUAUACUAUGUGGACACAUGAUUGGGUCAAAGUCCGACACCUUGAAGACCAAUACGGGGAAAAAGUUAAUGAUUGAAAAGCACCCGAAAGUCCGCAGUAAUUAGUUGGCAUCAACUCUUACUCUUAAUUUAAAAUGAGCCGUGUAUUAAAAACACAAGCCCAACCGAAAUAUUGUUAACCAAUAAAGUUAAUGUGAAGUAGUAUAUAAGUCACCAUUCAUGUUAAAUGACGAUAUCAGCUCCAGUUUGUCCCCCUUUUUAAAAAAAUAAAAAGAUACAGUAGAUGUUAGUCAAAAUUGAAUCCUUAAAAGUGAUUCUAAUUGUGUUUGUGGCUUGUGUCUUUGUGUUGGACAUUUUUAUUCUUACUUUCCCAAUGUCCUGUGUUUUAACACAGCUAAAGGUAAGAAGCCACAAGUCCAUUUUCUUUUCUAAUCACAGCUUUGUGUGUAAGAGUGCAUCUGCAGUUUGAUAAAUGGCUUUUUUGUUUUUGUUA
This is a messenger RNA of Phyllopteryx taeniolatus (common seadragon), 2673 nucleotides long. It is a transcript of the gene ncln, whose product is annotated as nicalin. NCBI's taxonomy places the organism in Eukaryota, Metazoa, Chordata, Actinopteri, Syngnathiformes, Syngnathidae. Gene Ontology annotation, cellular component: endoplasmic reticulum membrane. The coding region runs from base 91 to 1824 and encodes 577 amino acids. The record is from RefSeq and is a predicted model, not a curated record. The transcript is spliced from 15 exons. Gene Ontology annotation, biological process: regulation of signal transduction.